Molecule: messenger RNA, 3398 nt
Organism: Neopelma chrysocephalum (saffron-crested tyrant-manakin)
Lineage: Eukaryota; Metazoa; Chordata; Aves; Passeriformes; Pipridae
Product: 1-phosphatidylinositol phosphodiesterase-like
Exons: 3
Coding region: 789-2144 (451 amino acids)
Biological process (GO): lipid metabolic process
Molecular function (GO): phosphoric diester hydrolase activity
Source: RefSeq, a predicted model, not a curated record
AAGGCAGCGGCGUGCUCGCCCAGCCGCUCGAAGUCCACCACCGCCUGCUCCUGCGGGGAGGCCGAGGGUCAGCGCGGCCGCCCAGGAACCCCCGCUCCGCAGCCGCCCCCGCCCCGGGACCCGACCCCCGCACCACGGCCGCCUCCGCCUCCUGGCCCAGGCUCAGCCGGCGCCGCCCGAUCAGCGUCACCCGGGCGAAGAGCCGCCGGGACAGCAGCUCACGCAGCAGCGCCCGGCCUGUCUCCCCCGAGCCGCCCAGGACGAAGCAGGGCCCAGCGCUGAAAGCGACUCCCGAGGAUCCCUGUGCCCGCCCUGCUCAGGCGGAGGGGAUGUGACCCGGAGGGAUGCCCAGAGGGGUCUGUGACCUGUCGGGCGGCUCCUCUUCAAAACCCAGUGGGCUCAGUGUGUGCUGCCGACAGAGGUGCCCUGGGCAGGACGUAGGCCACCUCCCGGGCAGCCUUGCAGUGAUUCCAGUGUGCAGCAGCCACCGGUGGCUGAGGAACAAGGGGAUGAAACCCACUUCCCACGGAGCUCUCGCUGAGCAGGUCCUGGGAUGUGCUGACAAGCACAGACCCGUUGCACCGUGUCCCUGCCUGGACGUUGUCCCUCUGACAGGGAUGAGGCUGAUCAUCACUGGGGCAGUGCGGGUCCCACCAGGACAUGGUUCUGGAGCAGGCGUGUGGGCACCCCAGGCUCUGCGAAGCCUCUCCCAUGGGGCCAUCAAGGGGCCCUGCGGCACCUCGAUCCCGUUUGUCCUGAUUCCUGGGGAGGGAGGUGCAGAGGCCUGAAUGGCUGCUUUCGGGAUCAGCCAGGCAGUUUUCCAGCCUGGUAUGUCUGUCAAGCGCUGCCCAUGGCCGAGGGCUGAGGAUGAAUCCCUGGUGCACGUGCCAUUUGCGAGGCAGGACACGCGUCAUGACUGUCACCGGGUUAAUGGCUGGCAUCCCGCUCUACCUGCCAGUGUGCCACCGGCACCCACGGCCGUGCACCCCGUCCGUCGGGCUCCGCUCCGCAGCCACAGGCAAACCCAGGGCUCAGGGGGGCCAGCCAGGCGCCGGGGUGCCCGCUCUCCUGGUGGCAUGGAGACAUGGCGCCGGCGUAGCGCGGCAUUCGACUGCGUGCCCCAGCCGGCAGCCUACUGCCCUGACUGGAUGGCAGAGCUCCCCGACGCCCUGCCGCUCUCCCGCCUCUCCAUCCCUGGCACCCACGACUCCCUCAGCCUGUUUGGUGGCCGGCGCCUGCGGUGUCAGAGCUGGGGCCUGGAGGCCCAGCUGGCGGCCGGCAUCCGCUUCCUGGAUGUGCGCUGCAAGCUGUCACGGGGCGAGCUCCGUGUCUACCACCUCUGCACCUUCCAGCGGGCCAGCCUGCGCGGGGUCCUGCGCCGCACCCUGCGCUUCCUCCGUGCCCACCCUGGCGAGGCCGUGCUCAUGCGUAUCAAGGAGGAGCUGCCCAUCUUCUCCCGGCCCGGGUUCGCUGCCCAGCUGCAUCGCUGCCUGCUGGAGGAGGGACAGGGCUGUUUGUGGUGCCAGGAGGAGGUGCCAACACUGGGCCAGGUGCGUGGGAAGAUUGUGGUACUGGAGGCACUCACGCGGGAGGUGCUGGGCAUCCCCUACGAGCAGCUGAGCAUCAGCGAUGCCUGGAAUGUGCUGUCACUGGAACGCAAGUGGGCCCGGGUGCGGCAGCACCUGGAGAAGGCAGCUGGCGGGGACUCCACCACCAUGUACCUCACCUUCUGCUCUGGCAAUGGGCUCUUCACCUGCCCUGAGGAGGUGGCCCGCAUUGUGAACCCCCGCUGCUACCAGCACCUGCGGCGCCGGGGCAGGCAGCCUGUGCGCUGGGGGGUGGUCAUCAUGGACUUCCCUGGUUCAGGGCUUCUCCGGCUCAUCGUGGAGAGCAACGGCCUGCAGGCCAAUGGACACAGCACAGGAGUCCCCGGCACCCCCACAGCGCCCUUGCAGCAUCCCCGCGGCAGAGGGGACAGACGCCGCAGCCGGCACAGCUCCGCUCGCUGCCUGCGCCGGUGCCCAUCGGGACGGACAGUGCUCCCGGCCGCACGCCUCUGCCGAAGGACAUCAGUGCCCGUAGAGCAAAAGCGGAUUUCUAGGUAUCGCAGAGCACCAGGAAGUGUUCGCGUGACGGUGGUGUGACAGCGGCAGAGGCAGCAGAGGAGAGCCGACAGCCCAGUGGUCGGAGCUGGGCAGCCCGGGGAGCUGCACCUUGCACAUUGCUCUGCCCGGAGGAGCCAGGUACAGUGCUGGGCCAGCCAAAUCCCCACAGCACAGCAGGGAAGUUGGGGAGAGAAGGUCCUUUUGGGCCAGUGAGUCCUCCCAUAAUAUCCCUCUGCAAAAUAGUCCUUUUGCUUUCAAGGGUAAAUAAAAAUAAAAGAAGCUAGGAAAGCACUCCCUAUGUUGCCUUACCAUUUCCUGUCAGAAAAGUGCAGAAAAGACCUUUUGCUCUUGCUGCUCAGAUGUGAAGGAGUCUGUACCCCUCUGCCCAUGGCCAAAGCACAGUUAAAUUGGUGUCUGUGAUCAUCUCGGUCUUUAAAGCAGAGCUGCAGGAGGUCAGAGGAGGAGGAAUUAAUUUCAAAGGUGACAAGAAAGGGAAUGUCCUUCUCCUUGUUAUUUUAGCUUUUGAUUUUUUUGCAGGGGCUUGCCCCAAAAGUCAGGACUCUUAGGGAGAGCCAACUUCAGCAAGUGCUGCCAACCCUGUGCAUGGACAGCUGGAUGGCCACAGGAGCAGUGAUUCCAAAGGGGCUGCCCUGUCCCCGGGAUCACACAGACAGGGGAUGCUGCACAGGGCAGAGUCCAGUGAUUUGCAACAACAUGGGCAGCAUGGGCAGGGCAGUUUGUGGAUUCACAAAAGCGAAGUGAUUGGGACAUAAAAAAGACCUUAAAACCAGUGCCAGUGCCUGCCCUAUCUGCAGAUAAUAAAUCAGCAAUUUAAAUAGAAUGGCAAGUCAAAUGACACAGUAGUUCCUUGGAGCAGAAGGAUAACCAAGAUCCCAAGGGAGAAAUCAUCAAACUGCUAUGUGCUGAAGGAGGGAGCUGGGAAAGAGAAGAGGAACUUUUUUAAAAGAGGAAAGCUCAGCCCUGGCCUGCCAAAAGAUGAAGGAUGUCCUCAAGGAUACUUCUGUCUCAGAGGAAAACACAGUGCCUGCCAGAGGGGAUGCUGCAGGAUUUCCUGGCUGGAGGAGGGGAUGUUUUUUGCUCCACAGGGGCUGGCCCUGGCUGGAGACACAGCUCUUGGUGCUGAGCACAUUCAUCUGCUGGGCCGGGGAGGGGAACAGGCAAUAGUACGCAGUGGGUGACAGAGGUGGCAGACAGAGGAAUCUGUCUCUGGGCUUGCUCUGUGAGACAGGAGAAGAUUGAAAUCUCUGCAUUAAACCAGACGUGACAAAAGCA